Messenger RNA from Orycteropus afer afer, 963 nucleotides. Its product is annotated as olfactory receptor 51I2-like. Gene Ontology annotation, molecular function: G protein-coupled receptor activity; olfactory receptor activity. Lineage: Eukaryota; Metazoa; Chordata; Mammalia; Tubulidentata; Orycteropodidae. Gene Ontology annotation, biological process: G protein-coupled receptor signaling pathway. Gene Ontology annotation, cellular component: membrane. The record is from RefSeq and is a predicted model, not a curated record.
AUGCUCUCUUCUCAGAUGUAUGUCAACACCUCCUUCUACCAGCCACCUGCUUUCAUGAUGAUUGGCAUCCCAGGACUGGAGGCCAUCCAUAGAUGGAUCUCCAUUCCUUUCUCCUCCAUGUACACUGUGGCCCUCACUGGAAACUGCCUGAUCCUACUGGCUGUGAGGAGGACCCCCAGCCUGCAUCAGCCCAUGUACUACUUCCUGUCCAUGCUGGCUCUCACUGAUGUGGGUCUCACCUUGUCUACACUGCCCACCACUUUGGCUGUGCUCUGGUUUGACCAUCGUCUCAUUGGCUUCGAUGCCUGCCUGGUCCAGAUGUUCUUCCUACACUGUUUCUCUGUGGUGGAGUCCUCAGUGCUCCUGGCCAUGUCCUUCGAUCGCUUUGUGGCCAUCUCCAACCCCUUACGCUAUGCAACUGUCCUUACAGAUAAUGUCAUCAUCAGGAUUGGGAUGGCCAUUGUGGCUCGUGCUACUCUAUCCCUUUUCCCAGUGCCAUUUUUAAUUAAACGUCUGAACUUCUGCCCAGGCAAGAUCCUCCUAUCCCACUCCUUCUGUUUCCACCCUGAUGUGAUGAGGCAAGCCUGUGCUGACAUAACCAUAAACAUUCUUUAUGGACUCUAUGUGGUACUUUCCACAGGAGGCAUAGACUCCCUGCUUAUUGUCCUGUCCUAUACCCUCAUCCUAUACACAGUCUUGGGGCUGGCCUCUCCUAAGGAGAGAUUGCGGGCUCUCAAUACCUGUGUCUCCCACAUCCUGGCUGUGUUUGUCUUCUUCAUCCCAGUCAUUACCAUGUCUAUGAUUCAUCGCUUUGGAAGACAUCUCUCCCCCAUUGUACACACCCUGGUUGCCUAUGUGUACCUGGUGGUGCCUCCUGUGCUCAACCCUAUCAUUUACAGUGUCAAAUCCAAGCCCAUCAGGGAUGCCAUGCUUAGGGUGCUGAGAGGGAAAAGCCAGAGCUGA